AUGUCUGCAGAGCGGAGCGCCCCCUGCUGUCGACCUGCAGACUGUAAACAUAGUUUGGAGGACUUGGUGAUCGACCUUGAAGAGUUUCCCUUUAACGGGAAGAGAGUUCAGCAGGUCCAGAACUUCUUGAGUGGACCGGGCCCUGACGAGCAGAGCAGGACCGUGGAGGUGAGGCGGUGUUACACCUGUACACCUGAAUGUAAACAAACACUGUUGACACGAGCCCGACCAAUCAGAGAGCAGGACCGUGGAGGCGGAGUUACACCUGGAUCAGCUGAAGCUCAAAGACUCAAAGAUCUGGACCGGUGGUUCUGA
Messenger RNA from Xyrichtys novacula (pearly razorfish), 315 nucleotides. NCBI's taxonomy places the organism in Eukaryota, Metazoa, Chordata, Actinopteri, Labriformes, Labridae. The record is from the annotation of a GenBank genome assembly.